Molecule: messenger RNA, 1517 nt
Organism: Onychomys torridus (southern grasshopper mouse)
Lineage: Eukaryota; Metazoa; Chordata; Mammalia; Rodentia; Cricetidae
Gene: Psmd8
Product: proteasome 26S subunit, non-ATPase 8
Exons: 7
Coding region: 29-1087 (352 amino acids)
Biological process (GO): proteasome-mediated ubiquitin-dependent protein catabolic process
Cellular component (GO): nucleus; proteasome regulatory particle; cytosol
Source: RefSeq, a predicted model, not a curated record
UGAAUGACAGCAGAGGCGGAGCUCUGACAUGUUCAUUAAGGGCCGGGCUGGGAAGGCGCCCCGGCGAGAGCAGCGGCGCUCCAGCCGCGGCAGGCAGAAGCUGGCGGUCGUAGCUCCGCCUCCAGCCUUGGGCUCCACCUCUCGGCCUCAUUUCCGCCGGGAGACCAUUUCUCGGCGUCGCUGCCGUAAAUCAGGUCGGCAGUUUGCCGCAUCACGGAAGAUGGCGGCGGCGGCUACGGUGAACGGGACGCCCGGCGUCUCGAGCUCGGGGCCCGCGGCCACCUCGGGCGCGAUCUUGCAGGCAGCGGCCGGCAUGUACGAGCAACUCAAGGACGAGUGGAACCGGAAGAGCCCGAAUCUUAGUAAAUGUGGAGAGGAGCUGGGCCGUCUGAAGCUGGUUCUGUUGGAGCUCAAUUUCCUGCCAACCACAGGGACCAAACUGACCAAACAGCAGCUCAUUCUGGCCCGUGACAUCCUGGAAAUUGGGGCCCAGUGGAGCAUCCUAUGCAAGGACAUCCCCUCUUUCGAACGCUACAUGGCCCAGCUCAAAUGCUACUACUUUGAUUACAAGGAACAACUUCCUGAGUCAGCCUACAUGCACCAGCUCCUGGGCCUCAACCUCCUCUUCCUGUUAUCCCAGAACCGAGUGGCUGAGUUCCACACAGAAUUAGAACGCUUGCCUGCCAAGGACAUCCAGACCAAUGUCUACAUCAAGCACCCUGUGUCCCUUGAGCAAUACCUGAUGGAGGGUAGCUACAAUAAGGUGUUCCUGGCUAAGGGAAACAUCCCGGCUGAAAGCUAUACUUUCUUCAUUGACAUCCUACUGGAUACUAUCAGGGAUGAAAUCGCAGGAUGCAUUGAGAAGGCCUAUGAGAAAAUCCUUUUUGCUGAGGCUACCCGGAUUCUCUUCUUCAACACACCCAAAAAGAUGACAGACUAUGCCAAGAAGCGAGGUUGGGUCCUGGGCCCUCACAACUACUACAGCUUUGCCAGCCAGCAGCAGAAGCCAGAAGACACCACCAUCCCCUCCACGGAGCUGGCCAGACAGGUCAUCGAGUAUGCCCGGCAGCUGGAGAUGAUUGUCUGAGCCUCAGCCAGGGCGGGUGGACAUGGCUAGUCCAAAAACCCAGUGUAGGCUGGCCUUCAAUAAAGGCGAAUUAACCUUUUAUGGGCCCUAGUCUCCCAGUGGGACAGUGGGAGAGUUGCUCCUGGGAGUUUGGGGGCCUUUGGGCCUCCUGGGUAUGUGUUACCCAGUAGCCAUUGCUCUGGGUUUUAAGUGUAGAUGCCCAGCAGCCCACAAGAGAGCACAGGCCCAGCUUGAGGACUCUUCUAGCCAGCUGUGGAUGCAUUAUGGUGCUGGGCCAGGGGACUAGAUUUUUCAGUGAAGCACCAUGUGUCUCAAUUUUUUAAAAAUGUUGGCCAUGGAUUAAAUAAUUUUUCAAAUGACACGUGAAACUGAGCUUGUCUGUGGGCUACCAUUUGUGCCCUCUGUAAUAAAUGGUAUGGGCCAUGAUGUG